Molecule: messenger RNA, 2509 nt
Organism: Loxodonta africana (African savanna elephant)
Lineage: Eukaryota; Metazoa; Chordata; Mammalia; Proboscidea; Elephantidae
Gene: LRRC56
Product: leucine rich repeat containing 56
Exons: 13
Coding region: 188-1837 (549 amino acids)
Molecular function (GO): protein binding
Source: RefSeq, a predicted model, not a curated record
GUAUUCAAAUAAGGCCCCGCCCCCGUUGCCAUGGCGCUCGGUGCCCACAACCCGCGGCCGGAAGAACAGCCUAGAGUCUGGGCGAGCGCCGGCGGCGGAGUGCGCCCAGGGCCGAGCCCCCUGGGCUGGGGCACCUGGGCCUAGCCCCCAGGUGCCACCUGGGGCCACAUGCCACCCACAUGCCCAGAUGUGUGACUACAGCUGGAGACAGUGGCUGCCUGCUGGUUGGACGUCAAUGGAUCCAGCCAGGGUUGGAGCCCAGGUGCCUCGGCCCAGCAUAGCCAGUGUCCAGGUGCAGGAGCUGAGCUGGCCCGGCCUGCACAACCCCUGCCCACAGGGCAAGGGCACAGGCAGCCAUGGGGGCGGUGUCCGUGAGCGGCUGAUGGAGGAGUACCUGUCCCCCGCCCGACUGCAGGCCCUGGCCCAGGUGGAUGACCUCCGCAUGGUCAGCGUGCUGGAGAUGUGUGUGGACACCCGAAAGAACAGCCUGGGGAACUUUGGGGUGCACCUGCCCAACCUGAGCCAACUGAAGUUGAACGGCAGCCGCCUGGCCUCCGUGAGAGACCUGGGCACGUCUCUGGGCCACCUGCAGGUGCUCUGGCUGGCUCGCUGCGGCCUGCCUGACCUGGACGGCAUUGGCUCCUUCCCAGCCCUGAAGGAGCUCUAUGUGUCCUACAACAAUGUCUCAGACUUGAGCCCGCUGUGCCUGCUCGAGCAGCUGGAGGUGCUGGACCUGGAAGGCAACAGUGUAGAGGAUCUGGGGCAGGUGCGCUACUUGCAGCUGUGCCCACGGCUGGCCACACUCACCCUGGAGGGCAACCUGGUGUGCCUGCGGCCGGGCCCUGGCCCAUCCAACAAGGUGCCCCAGGACUACAACUACCGGGCAGAGGUGCAGCGUCUCAUCCCUCAGCUGCAGGUCCUGGAUGAGGCCCCGGCCGCACAGACGGGCCUGCCAGCCGCCCAGACACUAAUCCAGGACUGGCUCAUGGUGAAGGAGGCCAUCAGGAAGGGCAGCAUCCUAGAUGGCCUACUGCCCAGCCUGGAUCAACCCCAGAGAGCCUCCGUGAGGCGACUGGGCCCCACACUGUCCCUGCCUGAGGUUCAGCCCCGGACUUCCAGCCCCUGGUCUCUCUCCUCACUGGUUCCUGGGGACCCCCUGCCAGAAGGCCUGCUCCCUGAGGACCCAGCCUCAGACGACGAUGCCAGCAACCUCACCCAUGGCGCUGGCCACGUCCUCUGUGGGAAUCCCACCAAAGGCCUAAGGGAGCGGAGACACCAGUGCCAGGCCUGGGUGCCCCUGGAGCAGCUGCCCCACCACAGGCCAGCUGAUUUCUCUGCCAGCACCUCUGCCCCAGGGCUGGACCCUGCAGACAGUCCUGACCUCCUUCCCUUGGCCAAGCUCGGGACCUGGAGAAGGCUAUGCCUACGCCCCCUCCCCUGUAGGCACCUGGAGUCCCCGAAGGAAGGGACAGCAGCCCCCCGGGGUCCAUGGAGGUGCCCUGAACAGCAAGAGGAUGAGGCUGGGCCGGAGGCUGCCCCGGGGCCCCCCAGCUCAGCCCCAGAGCUCGUGGUGGCCUCAGUCUGUAAACUGAUCCCUUCCCCCCCCAAGUAUCCCACACCACCCGACUCCGGAACCAGCUCCUGGGGUUCCACAAAGCAGCCCUUCAGGGGGCGUCGGCUCAGGAGCCUGGGGCAGGGACUGGCAGCUGUGACUGCCCUGAGAACCCUGGAGAUGGUCUCCACCCCACAGCCAGCCUCGGAUGCCACAACCAGACCUCCAGGCUUCCAGUGCACGCGUGCCCUGGAGCCCAUCACCCCAGCCCAAUCCCGCCCGUAGUGUAAGCCCCCAUCCACUGCUGAGCUUGCCUGGAUGGUCACAAGGGGUGCCUGUAUGGCCAUGUGGCCUGGACUCUAGUGUGUGUAGGGGUGGGGGUGCGCCUGGCUUCUGGAGAGGCCCCUUGAUGGUGGGAGGCAGGGGGUGGGAAUGAGCCAGUGGGUGGCAGAGCAAGGGCCAAGGCUGGCCUCGGUAGGCACAGCCCAGCUCCUUGCCACUACCCAGCUGCCUGCCCCUUGCACAGGCUUGGCCUUCAGGAGAGGAAUGGUCAGAGGCACAGUUGGCUGCAGCUGGGGCGGGUGUAGGGUGAGUCUUGCCAGGAGGGCUUCAAGCCUCCCCCCAACAGCUGACCUAGCUGCCCGCCCCAGUCUGCCCCACCCUCAUUGGCCACUCUGAUCAGCCCCUCUGACUAACCUCGGGCUCUGCGCCCUGAGUCACCCCACUACUGCUGUGUCCAGUCCCAGGUGCUCAACCCAGGUGGCCACAGCGUGGCCGGACCUCCCGUCCCAGUCGGUUUCUCCGUGCGUGGAGGGGGGCAGUCACAUCCCUCCUCUUAGGUCUUGGGGCGGGACGCCCUGAAGACCAAAGGAAUCAUUUCCAACUCUCAGGUGUACAGAAAUAGGGUUUGCCUUGUGGACAACGUUGGUUCAAUAAAUUAUGCAGCGGGCACCGCCU